CCCUGAUGUUUCCAGUUUUUCACUCUUAAGGGCUGUGUUCCUGGCUCUGUCUUUGUGGAAGGUUGGUUUUAUUUUUCCCUGCUUUGCAUCUCAAUGCUUGGAGACCGACUUUUUCCUUAGCCUAGAGAGCCGUCCUGGAGUUGGGGGAUGCCACACUGUGGAGUCCUGCCAUUUCUGCCGGUCAGCAGAGAAGGGAGAGGCUAGUGUGACCUUCCCAGCUCCAGUUUGAAUGGUCCUAUGGAAAAGUCCAGUGUGCGGCUCAUGCUGAUUCAGUGACAGACCUUCAGGGCUGGCCAGCCUGUGCCAUUCUUCUGUCCCCUGCUGAUGUCCGAGCAUGUUGAGUUUUUAUUACUAUAGAGAAGAAGGAAAUUCAGUCCCUAUGGUCACAGGGCGAAGUCUCCUUUUGCUGCAGAACAGACUGCUUCCUGAUGGAGAUGCCAGGAAGAAAAAGAAUGACUCUAUCCGCUCAGCCGGCGGCACGGAGAACGAGGUGCCUACCUAUAAGUAUAACAUGAAUUUCGAGAAGGUCGGCAAGUGCAUCAUAAUAAACAAUAAGAACUUCGAGCCAGUGACAGGCAUGGGCGUCCGAAAUGGAACCGACAGAGAUGCUGACGCUCUUUUCAGGUGCUUCCGGAACCUAGGCUUCGAUGUGGUUGUUUAUAAUGAUUGCACUUGUGCCAAGAUGCAGGAUCUGCUCAAACAAGCUUCCGAGGAGGACCAUACCAAUUCAGCGUGCUUCGCUUGCAUCUUGUUAAGCCACGGAGAAGAAAAUUGUAUUUACGGGAAAGACGGUGUAACACCAAUAAAGGACUUGACCAUCCAUUUUAGGGGAGAUCGAUGCAAAACCCUUUUAGAGAAACCCAAACUCUUCUUCAUUCAGGCUUGCCGAGGGACGGAGCUUGAUGACGGCAUCCAGGCUGAUUCGGGGCCCAUCAAUGACACCGAUGCUAAUCCCCGCUAUAAGGUCCCAGUUGAAGCUGACUUUCUCUUCGCCUAUUCCACGGUUCCAGGCUAUUACUCUUGGAGGAACCCGGGAAGAGGUUCCUGGUUUGUGCAGGCUCUCUGCUCCAUCCUGGAGGAACAUGGCAAAGACCUGGAGAUCAUGCAGAUCCUUACACGGGUAAACUACAGGGUGGCCAGACACUUCGAGUCCCAGUCAGAUGAUCCCCGUUUGAAUGAGAAGAAACAGAUCCCAUGUGUGGUGUCCAUGCUCACCAAAGAGCUCCACUUCCGCAAGUAACUGUUCCUCCUAGCUGAGAAGCUAGGGACCACUUGAUGAGUCAGGUUGUUAUUGUUUUAUUAUUAAUAUCAUUAUCAUUAUUUUGAUGCUCUUGCAAUACUCAGAAAUGUUAUAAGCUUUUAAUUUCAGGAAAAUUUAUUGAUUCAACAGGGAAGAAACUUUCUGGUGCUUAUGAUCUCUGAACUUUUCAGAGCCUUUUUACCAUGUUAUUCAUUUGGUGACUUUGUAAUUUCCUCUUAACGUUAGUUUUUGUUCGUAUUUUUUUCAUUUUGUUAACUGCACCUUAAUUCAUACAACGGAAAUGACCUCCGGAGACAAUUCUUGGCAGUAUCGACUGUAAUUAGUGGUGACAUUGUGAAAGAGGGUCCUAUUUGCACUUAGCAGAACAAAUCUCAGUUUUUGACAAUAAAUGGCUGAUGAGACAGUCAUUGUCCUGUAUUGCAGAAAGUGGGCAUUGUGGGGUUUGAGUGAUUUUUUUUUUUUUUUUUCAUCAGUUAGGGCAGACUUUUAGGCAAGCAUUCCCAGAUAAGAGAGAAGAAGAAAUCUAAUGACUCUAAUAUGUACCAGUGAGGAUCCAGUCCAAAAACCAGAAGUUAUCCUAGGGGAUCCUAUAGAGGGAACUUAAUAUAGGAAAUUGAGUUAAUAUAAGAUUUUAAAAAGUGAAGCCAAACUUCAGAAGGCCAUUACCUCAGCUGGCACUGUGAGGACAAUAGGAAGAGGUGUGGCUGCCUGAGCCUGGACCUGGGAUGAUGGGGUACUCCCUGCUGGGAGCCGGGACCACUGAGGCACAGUGGAAAAUGGAGCCCGUGGUUAAGGCAAAGCCACUACUGAGCCAGUGACAAUGCCAGAGCUGAGUCAGAUGCUGAGAAACACCCUGGCUUUGCAUCUCCUGUCCUUAUGUCUUCCACCAGCAUCUGACCAUUCCAGCCUUGCCUGGAGGCUAGCAGGUCCAGACCCUGGGAAAUGUGGUUUCCUGUGAUACAGAGCAGAGCAAGGGAUGGUGAGGCCACAGAAAAGCAAGGAGUGGAUAAGCCUGGCCCAUAAUGUGAACAUAUUCCUCACUCUUCAGUUCAUCCAUUCAGUUGUCUAUUCCUUAAACUGUCAGAUAGUCUACCUAUUUGCAGAAAGAUCUGUGUCUACUUUAUGUGCCAAAUAAUCUGUUAUGGCUUUAAAAUAUACUUAGAAGUUUUCAAAUUAUUCCAAAUAUUACUCUGAAUAAAUUUUUUUGUUACCUCUAAUUUUGUGAGGAAGUUUAUAUCUAAGAUUUAGGGCACUUUGUAUCCAAGAUGGUAAUACCUUUUGAAUUCUUUAUAUGUUACUGUGUUUUCCCUUCCUAAUAAUUGGUUAACAGAUGUUUAUAUUUAUUGAUUAAAAUGUGACUGCUUAAUUCCUAA
Molecule: messenger RNA, 2634 nt
Organism: Cavia porcellus (domestic guinea pig)
Lineage: Eukaryota; Metazoa; Chordata; Mammalia; Rodentia; Caviidae
Gene: Casp7
Product: caspase 7
Exons: 6
Coding region: 335-1240 (301 amino acids)
Biological process (GO): positive regulation of neuron apoptotic process; apoptotic process; execution phase of apoptosis
Cellular component (GO): cytoplasm
Source: RefSeq, a predicted model, not a curated record